AUGACAGCGACAUUCGCACAGACUACAAACAAUGAAUAUUGUCAUCAUAAUGAAUUAUGUUUAUUUAUAAAUUUAAAAACAUUUCAAUUUCGAUUAUUUCUAUUUUUAACUAUAAUAAUAUUUAAUACAAAUGCUGUAUCAAAUCGAUUAUCUAUUUUAAAAAAUAAUACAUAUUUAACACGUGAACGUGUUAAACCAUCAUUAUCAGCGUCAAAAAUUUUAGAUGAAAAACAUAAACUAUCGUCUUUCUAUCAUAAUCAUGUAGAAUCAUCAUUACAACAAUCGAUAGAUGAAAAUGAAGAUUAUCAUAGUGAAGAACAGAUUCAAAAACAAUUAUCAUCAUCUGUUUUAGUUCUAACAUCAUUAACAGGAAUUUAUGUUUGGUGGCCAGCAUUAUUUGGAGGAGAUGAUUCAUUUCAUUUACUAUUAACACAAGAUGAUGUACCUCGUUUUCAUGAUAUAAUUGGUGAUGAUUCAGGCAAUAUUUAUUUAACAGCACCACAUGAACGUACUGUAUAUCGUUUACAAUAUGUUGACGGUUGGUGGAGAACAAAUAGUUCUCUAAAUCAUCAAAUUAAUUCUAUACGUAGUGAAAUGCCAUUAUUUCUAAAUAUUAAUUAUAUAUCUUCAUUAUUAUAUGUCUAUGGUCAUCGAGAUAUUCAAAUAAUUGAUCUUCUAGAAAAACGUUCAAAAGGUUCAACACCAUUUAUGAAACGUCUAAGAGAAUUAAGUCCAAAUUUACGAAUAACAGAUUUAAUUAUUGAUCAAAUUAAAUCAGAUGGUUAUAUCGUUGGUGAUUCGUAUGGAUGGUGUACAAUUAUUCGUUGUUCAUUAACCAUAAAUGAAUGUUCAUUUUUAUAUAAGGUACCAUCAUCUUAUGAUAAUCGACCAUAUUCAUGUAGUGCAACAAUUGAUUUUAAAAAAAAAUUAAUGUAUUUAAGUUUAGAAGAGAAAAUAUUAAUAAUCUAUUUAAAUGAACAAACAAAUUAUGAUAGACGAGUAUUAUUAACAGAUAAAAAUGGUCCACGUUCAACAUUGGGCUAUGAUGAUAUAUGUGUUAAUGAUAAUUAUUUAUUUUAUACAGACGUUCUAAGACCAUUAUUACACAUUUGUUUAUUAAAUGAAACAACGGGAUGUUUAAAUAUUUCUCUUGCACUUGUAUCACCACAACAAUCAAUAUUACCAUUAAGAAUGAAUAUUGUUCAUGUUAAAAAUUUGAAACCGCCACUUGUAGAAGAAGAAAAUGCAAUUGAAAUUCAUGUUAAUCACACAACAACGCCCCUAUUAACAACAAUAUUUAUUGAUCAAGAUAAUACAAAUGAUUCGAUUAAUAAAACUGAAAUAAUAAAAUCGAGAACAAUAGUGUGUUCAACAGAUAAAAGUAAUUUGAAAAUGAUAUUGGGUUUUUUAACCGGAUUUCUUGUAUGUUGUAUUGGAAUAACAAUACUUACAUUUACCAUUAGAACGAUAAAAAGAGGAAAACCAAUAGUUAAUGCAGCUACACGAGUUGUAAACGGUGGAGGUAGUAGUGGAUUAAGUAUUUCCAGAAAUAAAGAAGAAGAUCAAAAGAUACAAUUGUUAACAUCAGAGUCGAGCGAUACUAGUUCAUCUUAUAAACCCGAGACAAUUUUGUAG
Molecule: messenger RNA, 1635 nt
Organism: Didymodactylos carnosus
Lineage: Eukaryota; Metazoa; Rotifera; Eurotatoria; Philodinida; Philodinidae
Source: the annotation of a GenBank genome assembly